This is a messenger RNA of Pyricularia oryzae 70-15, 219 nucleotides long. RefSeq lists its product as uncharacterized. NCBI's taxonomy places the organism in Eukaryota, Fungi, Ascomycota, Sordariomycetes, Magnaporthales, Pyriculariaceae. The transcript has 3 exons. Bases 1 to 219 code for a protein of 72 amino acids. The record is from RefSeq and is a predicted model, not a curated record.
AUGCAUCGGAAAGGGCUUGAGGCGCUUGCUGUUCCGAUUUUAUACGGUGGCGCCAACCCCAGGAAUGCGGCGUUCAGUGGUAUAGUGUAUGAGGUCAUGAGCUGUGUACACUACGCCUAUCCCGUAAUGGCCGCUGAAUGCAAUGAAUCCCCCGUAGCUUGCGUACGGAACUUGCGGCACGCUAAAAAGAAGGGCAAGGAGGCGGGAGUUACUUUCUAG